This is a messenger RNA of Helicoverpa armigera (cotton bollworm), 875 nucleotides long. RefSeq names its product eukaryotic translation elongation factor 1 epsilon-1 (gene AIMP3). Gene Ontology annotation, biological process: positive regulation of DNA damage response, signal transduction by p53 class mediator. Bases 116 to 637 code for a protein of 173 amino acids. The record is from RefSeq and is a predicted model, not a curated record. The transcript is spliced from 4 exons. Lineage: Eukaryota; Metazoa; Arthropoda; Insecta; Lepidoptera; Noctuidae. Gene Ontology annotation, cellular component: cytoplasm; aminoacyl-tRNA synthetase multienzyme complex; nucleus.
AAAAUACAAAUUGAAAGAAAAGCUAACCUAUAAAAAAAAAACUGUUAACAUACAAUUUUUAUAAAAAAUAGUGACCUUUUUAAAUACACCAUAAUUAAAAAAUAGACCAUAUACAAUGAGCGUCUGUAACGUUGAAGUAAUCAAGCAAAUUGGGAAAUAUUAUAAUGUGCCGGUUGGAACCGUAUGUUACAAUACUGAUAAGGUACUCACCACAGUAUUAAACAAACAGAGCAUAGAAGGUUUUGCUACAAUAGUAUUGAAGUUAGCUUCGAGCAGUGGAAUCAAACUGAGUCAAGAACAGAUGUUGCUUAGCUACCAGUGGCUGGAGCACAUAGCUAUGUAUGCCAACCAGGCUGCGGCUAACCCUGCCUUUGCUCAGGGGUUUUUAAAGGAUAUAAAUAGAGCCUUGGAGAAGAACACAUAUUUAACUGGACAGAGCCUAAAUGUGACUGAUGUUGCUGCUUAUUAUGUAUUAUAUCCUCUUAUUGAGCGGCUCUCAAUCACAGAACGUGAAGGACUUAUGCAUCUGUGCCGAUGGACGAGGCACAUACAAGCACAGCCAAGAGUGUGCACGAGCCAGCCUCCCCUCACUCUGAACACCCUGAAUCUCUCAAUAUUAGCACCAGCUGUACAUUAAAACCUCAUUAGCAUUACAAGCAAAAAGUACCAAAACAAUAAAACCUUUAUUGACAAUCAAUUGCCAACAGUAAAAUUAAGACUGUGAAAGUAUUAGUGUUUUGAAAGCCUUCAUAAUGAUUGUUUUGAACAAGUUAAUUAUGUUAAUUAUUUGUAUUGCUAAUUAUUUGUUCUUGAUUAGUGUAAGUACAGUCAUUUGUGGUGUAUUCUGCGAUGGUAAUAUAAUUUUAUAUUGAUAA